Vitrella brassicaformis is the source of this 1213-nucleotide messenger RNA. The record is from the annotation of a GenBank genome assembly. NCBI's taxonomy places the organism in Eukaryota, Vitrellaceae.
CUUGAAGACGCCAGGAAAGCGCAUGCAGCCCCCACCCCCUUCAAAUCAGUCCCAGUGUGAAGGCCCCUCACGCACAACGGCGAACAGAGCUCGGGUGAAAAACACACAGCAUGGCGAUACAAGCAGACUUACCUCGUCAUUCUUCUCAUGGAUGUGUGCCAGAUCAAUAGCCAGAGAGCGUUGGAGGUGAGAGGACAGUCAGCCUCUUGAGUAGGCACAGCAGCGUCAGGUGAGAGGAUGAUCACCCAGGUCUUCCCUGUGACCGUUACGGUUACUGUUUUCUGUCAGCUAUGAGUCUGCUGACAGCAGUAAAGUGCUUGGAUGGCGUAGCUUUCGUACGGACGGUCAGUCGGUCACUGCCCAAGGUGCGAGACGGUGUGUUUCAUGGCCAAUCGGCGUGCAUAUGAGACAGACGUUCCAAGAAACAUUCACGGCCGAGAAGAGAACGACAGAGGACCCAGACGGGCAUGUGGAAGAGAACACAGGCAAAACCAUGACAAACGCGGCUCCCUAUACGAUAUCGAGCAAGGUAUCACCUGCACACAAACGCCACGCACACACAUCCACACAUACCUCCCACACAGCGACGCCCCUCUCUUUCUCUCUUCUCUGUGUGCAGAGUUCAGCGACGCCAUCGAUGCAAACGACAAGGACGCCGUCCAGCUGUGGGCGGCUCUCGCCAAGGCUGAUGACCAGUCGGCUCUGGGCAAGCUCCUCAAGAGCGUGGCCCCCAACAAACUCGACAUCGAGAAGGCCAAGGAGAUCAAGAAGAAGCUGGACAAGAAGUGAUUCCACACACACACACACACACAUAUCUCCUCAUCGGUCAUUUUGCGUUCACUCCCUGACCUGCCAUCGUUUUAGUCUGCACCUCCCGGCCACACCACACCUGCUCUGCCUCUUCAUGCUUGCUCGUGCUGCGCUGUGCUGUGCUGUGUUGUGCUGUGCUGUCUGCUCGUCCUCGUGCCUGUUUCAUGCUGCGUGCGUUGUCUGCCUGGGUUCUGCCUGUUCAUGCUCGUGCCUGCUUCAUGCUGCGUGUUGGUCACCCGACACCACACACACACACACAGACACACACACACCUGCAUGACCUGUGAUGUCCCGUGCCUUUUCUUUAUUCAAGCCACUCACUCACCUUCAUGCUGUUCCAUGAUGGGAUGCUUCAUGUAUGUGGACACACCUCCCCAUUCUCCUUCAACAGCGCUGUCACCUG